Peronospora farinosa is the source of this 1332-nucleotide messenger RNA. NCBI's taxonomy places the organism in Eukaryota, Oomycota, Peronosporomycetes, Peronosporales, Peronosporaceae. The record is from the annotation of a GenBank genome assembly.
AUGGGCAAAGAAAAAGUUCACAUUUCACUGGUCGUGAUUGGCCACGUCGACGCUGGUAAGUCGACUACUACGGGUCAUUUGAUCUACAAAUGUGGUGGUAUCGACAAGCGUACGAUUGAGAAGUUUGAGAAGGAAGCUGCUGAGCUUGGUAAGACUUCGUUCAAGUAUGCGUGGGUGCUCGACAACCUCAAGGCCGAGCGUGAACGUGGUAUCACGAUUGAUAUUGCUCUGUGGAAGUUUGAGUCGCCCAAGUACUUCUUUACGGUCAUUGACGCUCCUGGUCACCGUGACUUUAUCAAGAAUAUGAUUACGGGCACGUCGCAGGCUGAUUGCGCCAUUCUAGUGGUUGCUUCAGGUGUUGGUGAGUUCGAGGCUGGUAUUUCCAAGGAAGGCCAGACACGUGAGCACGCUCUAUUGGCCUUUACGCUUGGUGUGAAGCAGAUGGUUGUGGCUAUUAACAAGAUGGACGACUCGUCUGUCAUGUACGGCCAGGCUCGUUACGAGGAGAUUAAGGCCGAGGUUACUACUUACCUGAAGAAGGUUGGCUACAAACCUGCCAAGAUCCCAUUCGUGCCUAUCUCUGGAUGGGAAGGAGACAACAUGAUUGACCGCUCCGCAAACAUGCCGUGGUACAAGGGACCUUACCUCCUUGAGGCCCUUGACAGUCUAAACGCGCCUAAGCGCCCGUCGGACAAGCCUCUUCGUCUACCUCUUCAGGACGUGUACAAGAUUGGCGGUAUUGGCACGGUACCGGUUGGCCGUGUUGAGACUGGUGUCAUUAAGCCUGGUAUGGUCGCUACGUUCGGUCCCGUUGGUCUGUCGACGGAAGUCAAGUCCGUUGAGAUGCACCACGAGUCUUUGCCGGAGGCUCUUCCUGGUGACAACGUUGGUUUCAACGUCAAGAACGUGUCGGUAAAGGAACUGCGUCGUGGUUUCGUCGCUUCGGACUCGAAGAACGACCCUGCUAAGGGCACCCAGGACUUCACGGCCCAGGUGAUUGUGCUGAACCACCCUGGCCAAAUCGGUAACGGCUACUCGCCAGUGCUUGACUGCCACACUGCCCACGUUGCCUGCAAGUUCAAAGAGAUCAUUGAGAAGAUGGACCGUCGUUCGGGCAAGGUGCUUGAGACUGCUCCUAAGUUCGUGAAGUCGGGCGAUGCCUGCAUGGUCAUCCUUGAGCCCUCGAAGCCUAUGACUGUUGAGUCGUUCCAGGAGUACCCUCCUCUUGGCCGUUUCGCCGUGCGUGACAUGCGUCAGACGGUUGCCGUCGGCGUCAUUAAGUCGGUGAACAAGAAGGACCCGACCACUAAGGGCGGUGCCAAGAAGAAAUAA